AUGACGAUGCAGGAGAAAAAGUCUAGAUUCAACAUUUGCAAUGUUGAAAACCUAAUCAAGUGUGAUAAAGAGACAACUAGCUGUAAAGUGACCAAUGGAGACUAUACAUGUCCAUGCAAAGCUGGAUUUUUCCCAACACAUAGCCCAUACCAAUGUGGAGAUAUUGAUGAAUGCGUUAACCAAACGUGUAACAAUGGAGGAAAAUGUAAAAAUACUUUUGGUAACUGGACAUGUUCUUGUUUAUCUGGAUUUGAAUCUACUUAUCAUGGAAAGAAUAAUAUCACCUGUGACGAUAUAGAUGAAUGUAUUAGACAUGACAUUUACUCUUGUCACGGAGAGAAAAAUUCUUCGCUAUGCAGUAAUACUGUUGGAAACUGGGAUUGUUUGUGCAAAAAUGGAUUCGUAGCUAGAAAUAUAACUGAGACAGUAAGAAGGUGCGAAGAUAUUGAUGAGUGUGAAAAUGAUUCGUACUACUGUAAUGGAACAUGUAGCAACAGCGUGGGGAAUUGGACGUGUACGUGUCCGAAAGGCUAUACAGUUCAACCGAACCAAAAUGGAAGCCGUGUAUUCUGCAUAGAUGUUGAUGAAUGCGAGGUCAAAAAGUUUUGUUCAGAACAUGGAAAGUGUGUAAAUACACAAGGCAGCUUUGAAUGUAACUGUUAUGAUGGGUUCGAGCUAAAUGUUACAAACAAAAAAUGCAUAGAUAUCAACGAAUGUCAAAGACAUGAAAUUUACUCUUGUCACGGGCAGAAAAAUUCUUCGCUCUGCAGUAAUACUGUUGGAACCUGGGAUUGUUUGUGUACGGAAGGAUUUGUAGCUAGAAAUAUCACAGACACAGUUAGAAGUUGCGACGAUAUUGAUGAGUGUAAACAUGGUUCGUACUACUGUAAUGGUAGCUGUAGCAACAGUGUGGGGAAUUGGGCAUGUACGUGCCCAAAAGGCUAUACAGUUCAUCGGAACCAAAAUGGAAGCCGUGUAUCCUGCAUAGAUAUUGAUGAGUGUAAAAAUGAUUCGUACUACUGUAAUGGAACCUGUAGCAACAGCGUGGGGGAUUGGACAUGCACGUGUUCGAAAGGCUUUACAGUUAAACGGAACCAAAACGGAAGCCGUGUCUUCUGCAUAGAUAUUGACGAAUGCGAGAAACCAAGUAUCUGUGGAAAUGGUGGAAUGUGCAAUAACACAAAAGGAACCUAUAUAUGUACCUGUCCAAAAAGUGGAUAUGUUCAAAAUAAGUAUAAGAAUGAGUCAUGUGAAGACAUUAAUGAAUGCACAAACAAAUCGUAUCACUGUGGUGGAAAGUGUAAUAACACACUUGGAAGCUGGACAUGUGAAUGUGAAGAAGGAUACUCUAAAGAAUCAAAUAAUGAAACAAAAAUUGUCAUUAAAUGCGAAGAUUUAAACGAAUGCGACAAAGGCGCAAAGUGUGAAGAGGGUGUAUGUAUAAAUCUAGAUGGCUCUUGGAGUUGUGACUGUUCGGACGGUAAGCAACCAGAGCGCAUUAAUUCCACUACGACUGUGUGUCGAGGUGGAUAUCAGUAUAUUAUGUCGACAGGAAUAUCAGUUCCGGUAUCAAAAGGUGUUAAGGAGAGCGAGAUCAGCAUUUACAUGAAGGCACAGAUAGAAACAAUAUAUGCAGCAAAGUUUCAAAAUCAACAUGUUCGUGUAUAUAUAAUAUCAGUAAUAAGUGUUGGUAGUGGAAAGAGGCAAAAAAGACAGGCUUCGGAGAACUAUGAGAUUAAUUUCGUCCUGCAUUCCAAUCAAUCAAUCCCCCAUGAAAAAAUAAGUCAAGCAUGGACAGAAUAUAUUAAACAAAAUUGUUCUCAAAACGGAUGUCCAGCGCCAAAAAGUGUGCGAGAAUUGCCUGUGGUCAUUGCACACAAAAUAAACAUAGCAGAAGAUCAAUCAGCUGCCCUUUGUAGUCUUGAUAAGUUUAACCUUUGUAACCCGGACACCUCGACUUGUAACUUUGUGAAUGGAAGCGCAAACUGUGACUGUAAAAAAGGUUAUACAAAUAAUGGAACACAGUCGAAUUUAACUUGUGAAGUAAAAAAAGAGGUUUGUAAACAAAAUCCUUGUGAAAAUAGUGCUACAUGUCGAAUGACUCAAGAUAAUAAGGAUUUUGAGUGUGUAUGCCGUGAUAGGUGGACAGGGAAAUAUUGUGAGAAUGCCCACAUUUCUAAAACUGAUGAAACAACGAUUCUUAUUGCAACAGCGAGCAGUCUUGGUGCAGUUGUUAUUAUAUUGACAUUGACAGUAAUGAUAGUCUGCAGAUCCAGAUCAAAGAAGGUCAAAGAAGCAGAAAAAAUGUCUCUAAAACAUAUGGACGGCUCCCUUUUUAGAAAUCGAUACAUUGAUGACGACGACGGUGAUGGAUCAUUUUAUAGCCGCAGGCUUUCUAAUUCAUCUCUACCUUAUGGACACCAAAAUAGAGUGAGUGGGAUUGGAAACCAGAAAGACCUUUCCCCAAACCAAUACCAACUGCCUAGAAUUAAUCUCUAUAGUUCAAUGCCAAACCUAGCAGACAACGGUAUGAACUUCAACCGUUUUGAUGACCAAAGACAUUCUGGUGACGAGAUAAGGCGUAUAGGUAGCUACAAUCAAGAUUUAAAUCGAAGUUAUGACAUUGACCUUAGAGCAUCACGGAACAGUUGGAACGGCAGAAGAUCGCCUCCACCAGAUUAUGGAAGACCCAGGUCCCCAAAGCCAGAUUAUCUAGGAAGUAAACAUCAAGGAUUUAGUGACAGCGGAGUGAGAAAUGACAACAACAGUAAAAGAAACGAGUAUAGCGGCCAAGAGAAUAGAGAACUGCACUACCUUUAUCAGCAAAGACAGAGUACCAAUUUCUAAAAGCAAAUUUUCCUAUUUCUGAAGUUCCAACUGCUACUGCGCUCCAAUGGAUAAUAUGCAAAUCCUUUGUGUGAAUUUGCAGAUUGUCUUCGUUUUUAUUUGACAUAAAUCAAUGACUGAAAUUUAAAUAGUCAAAUUGAAGAUCAAGUGUUAUUAAAGGUUAAAUGGUUCGGAUAUGUUGCCUGCUUUUAAAUUUGUCUUUUGAUGUCUUAUCUGUGAUACGCAGGCUUCAUAACCUCUGAUCCCCUCUCUAAAUUCCAUUUUAUUUAGUUCCGCCCAUUGUUUUCUCGUUUAGGGCACACGCUUUUUAUUACUUGGGGACCAUACGCCUCUUUUCAUGGAAUGGCACGGAAGUGUCACAUUGAAGGUUCCAUGAUAACCGCCGUAUGAACACAUCUACGGAUGUUUCUAAAUUUAAAACUUUACUAUUUCACGUUUAAAUGUUGAAUUCUGCUUAAGCGAGUGCUAGGGGGCGUGGACGGUAACUUGCACUUUCCAGUACCGUCCAUGAACAGGCUCAAUCAAACCGAGCCUGCAACAUUUUCAAUUUUGCCAUGUUGGGCUUUCUUUAGGGAUUCUGUAUUUAUCUUUUUUAAAAAAAUGAUAAAAAAAUUAAAAAAAUAUAAUGACUAAAAAUGUCACUCCCUUUACCUAUUACAGUUUUACGAACAUUAAAGCGAUUCGUUACCCGCGGUGGUCAUACUAACUGAAUGUGACCAUCUACUUAAGUGUUGCUAACAAAUCAAACAGGAUAGAGAUCUUCUAUCAUGCAAUAUUUUUCAAUAGCGCGAGGUAAUGCUAUUUGAGUUGUUUACAAAAUCAAUAGCUAAUACAAAAUUAUGUUUGUGUGGGGUU
This is a messenger RNA of Ruditapes philippinarum (Manila clam), 3702 nucleotides long. Its product is annotated as neurogenic locus Notch protein-like. NCBI's taxonomy places the organism in Eukaryota, Metazoa, Mollusca, Bivalvia, Venerida, Veneridae. The coding region runs from base 1 to 2847 and encodes 948 amino acids. The record is from RefSeq and is a predicted model, not a curated record. The transcript is spliced from 22 exons. Gene Ontology annotation, molecular function: calcium ion binding.